AUGUCACGUCUAUCACUCCGCUUAGGUCUCCUGGGUGGACUCGCAACCUUUUAUUUUGGCUCUAGCGUCAUUGCCGUGAAUGAUUCAAACGGGGAAGUCUUGAAAUAUGUCGAUCCUUUGAUCGGUACAGCGAAGGGAGGCCAUGUUUUUGCAGGCGCCACCCUGCCAUACGGAAUGGCCAAAGCUGUAGCAGACACGGCGGGUGAGAACCAGGCUGGCUUUGCUUAUGAUACCGAGGUGGUUACCGGAUUCUCACACAUGCAUGACGAUGGAACUGGCGGCUCACCGUCGAUGGGAAACUUCCCCAUCUUUGUUCAAGCCAAUUGUCCACAUGAUGAUCUCAACCAAUGCAAGUGGCAGCAGUCUGAUAGAGCAUCUGCCUGGGACAAAAAUUCCGUCAAAGCUCGUCCGGGUUACUUCGGUAUCUCGCUGGAAAAUGGCGUCCAUGCAGAAAUGACAACAACGAAUCGAUCGGCUCUGUACAAGUUCAGCUUCACUAAUACCAGCGAACCACUCAGCCCGCUUAUCCUCCUGGACUUGAUGGACCUGCCCCAGUCACGAAGAAAUGGGACUGCCAAUGUUGAUCCAGAGACUGGCCGUCUGACCGGAAGUGGUGUUUUCGCUCCCAGCUUUGGCAUUGGAACUUAUAAGUCUUACGUUUGCGUCGACUUCAAGGGAGCUGAGCUUCGUGGCACCGGAAUUUGGGCGAAGAACAGGACCAACAGUGGCAGAAACACUUUGGAACUCGGAGCCAACAUAGGGGCUACUGCCUCAGCUGGUUCAUUUGCCAGAUUCCAUACCCCGAAAGACGGCACCAUUCUGGCUCGCGUUGGGGUCAGUUUCAUCAGUAUUCAGCAAGCGUGCUCUAACGCAGAGCGAGAGCAACCCGACUGGGACUUCGAAGGCACUGUUUUGGCUGCUGAAUCUGCCUGGAAAAAGAAGCUAGAUGUAGUGUCCGUGGAUACGACUGAUGUCUCUUCUGAUCUCCAAACAAUAUUCUGGAGUGGAUUAUACCGAACAAUGAUCAGCCCCCAGGACUACACCGGCGAGAACCCUCUCUGGAAAAGUGACGAGCCAUAUUACGACAGCUUUUAUUGCAUUUGGGACUCUUUCCGUAGCAUCCAUCCACUACUGACUUUGGUCGACCCUCAAUCUCAAUCGCUCAUGAUUCGGAGCUUGAUUGACACAUACAGACACGAAGGGUAUUUGCCCGACUGCCGCAUGUCGCUUUGCAAGGGCAACACACAAGGUGGCUCCAAUGCCGAUGUCGUCAUAGCCGACGGAUAUCUGAAAAAGAUUCCCGGCGUCGAUUGGGAUACUGCCUAUGAGGCUGUCGUAAAAGACGCCGAGGUCGAGGCACCGAAUUGGGACGUUGAAGGCCGCGGCGGUCUUCACAGCUGGAAACCCCUCGGCUAUAUCCCGUACCAAGAUCACGAUCCCUAUGGCAAAGGCACCCAUACAAGAAGUGUUUCGAGGACCGUCGAAUAUGCCUACAAUGACUUCUGUAUCGCCAAGAUGGCUCAGGGCAUGGGGCUCGAGGCCGACCAAGAGAAAUACACGAAAAGAUCAGGCAACUGGGCUCACGUUUUCAAACCGGACCAGAAGUCAAGCAUCAAAGGCGUUGACACUGGUUUCACUGGAUACCUCCAGCCUCGAUUCAUGAACGGCACAUGGGCCUACCAGGAUCCGAUCUUCUGCAGCCCACUUUUGAACUUCGAUUCUUGCUAUCUUAACCCUGAUGGUCACGAGACUUAUGAGGGUAGCGCGUGGAUGUAUACCUUCUACGCACCCCAUGAUAUGGGGUCUCUAAUCAAAACCCUUGGCGGCGCCGAGUCUUUCACUUCACGAUUGAGUUAUCUCCAUGACUCUGGAUUGCUCUAUGUCGGCGACGAGCAGGCCUUCUUGCCCGUCUACCAGUUCCACUACGCCGGACGUCCCGGCCUUUCGGCAAAGCAAAGCCACUUUUACAUCCCGUCUCAAUUCAACACUUCCGUAAACGGCCUUGCUGGUAACGAUGACAGUGGAGCCAUGGGAUCUUUCAUCGUUCUCAGCAUGAUGGGCGUCUGGCCUGUAGCUGGUCAAGAUGUCUAUCUCAUCACCCCGCCAUACUUCAAGGAAGUCAGUGUUCGCAACGAUAUCACUGGAAAGGUAUUCACUAUCCGAAAUAUCAAUUUUGAUUCCAGCUACAAGUCAAUCUACAUCCAAUCCGCCAAGUGGAAUGGCAAAACGUGGACAAAGAACUGGUUCACUCAUGAUUUCUUCACCGAAGGUGGUGUCCUUGAACUUGAAUUAGGUUCUAAGGAGAGUCAAUGGGGAACACAUACUGCAGAUCUACCGCCUAGCUUGAGUGACUAUGAGUGA
Molecule: messenger RNA, 2361 nt
Organism: Penicillium salamii
Lineage: Eukaryota; Fungi; Ascomycota; Eurotiomycetes; Eurotiales; Aspergillaceae
Source: the annotation of a GenBank genome assembly